Molecule: messenger RNA, 1998 nt
Organism: Meloidogyne enterolobii
Lineage: Eukaryota; Metazoa; Nematoda; Chromadorea; Rhabditida; Meloidogynidae
Source: the annotation of a GenBank genome assembly
AUGCCCUUACCUGAAAGGCAAAAUGAACAUGUUGAAGAUGAAGAUGGAACGAGUCAUAUUAAAUUAUUACAACAAAAAUUAUUUGAACAUUAUCAUACUGUUGCCUAUACUAUUGUUAUUUUUACUUGUUUCCUAGCAUUUUGUGAAUAUCUCUACUUAAGACUUGUCAGUUUUAUCUUCCCUGAACCCAUAAUCUAUAGAAGAAAAUGUGAAAAACACUAUAAUGAGGUUGUCCUUAGGAAUGAACUACAUUUUGCUUCUGGUCUAGCCGUAUUUCUUGUUAUGGGAAUUUUUCAAAUUUUGUGUUUCUUCCUGCUAACAAUCUCAAAAAAACUUUUGGAUGUAAGGCGAAUAACAUUUUCCCAAGUUAUAAGCAUUGAAGAGCGUUUACAUAUGGAACUUGUUUUUGCUGUGAAACGAACAAUGUUUGCAACUUUGUUUCCGACAUUUGCCAUUUACCUACUCUGCUCAUCAGUUAUUUAUUGUGAUAUAUUUUACAUGGUUGGAAUCAGGGAUCCAAUAGUUCACGGCGGUUCUCUAAUAAUUAUCUACAUUUUCGAUGCCUGUGUUAUUCUUUACUUUCUGGCAUUCCCUAUUUUAUGUAUUUUAUUCCAUCCAGAAAUUAAUUGUUGCCAAACAAGAAUCCAGUCGUUGCAGACUAACGAUGAGGAGAUUGUUGUGGUGGCGACGCACUCGGCAGCGACAACGUCCAGCAACCCCGAGGAGACCAAAAGCGAAAGGAGGGCAACCAUUAAUGAUGCCCCUAAUGACAAUAACAACGGCAUCGACACCAAGCAUGGUCAGUUCCAACAAAAUAUUCCAACGACUCACUCCGAGGACGAGGCUAUCAGCUGUGGAAAUGAUGGCCGAGGAGGAAGCUUUGCUGGGGGAAGGCAUGGAGUCUAUGGAAAACAAUGGAGUAAUAAAGAACAACAACACAGAAUUAGAACAAAAUCACCAUUGAGUGGUUCUAAAAGAAAUUAUGGAAGUCUUGAACGCAGGCAGCAAUGUUCAACAUCCGAGACUGUAGACUACGUUACUUCCCCACCAACUCAUUCUUCCUAUGAUAUUGACUUCAAAGGACAGUCAAAAAACAGUUCAGAACAUUUUGGCGUCAAAAAGACAACAUUAAAAAAUUACGACAAAAUUUACGACAAAAUUUAUGGAAAAAUAUACAAUAAAUUUUACGACAAAUCUGACGAUAAAAAUGAUGAAAAUACACAAAAUGACAACAAAAAAGAAGAAAAUUUGACUAAUAUCCCAGCAGCUCUAAUUGUAGGGCGUCGAGAGAUAUCAACACAAACUGAAGCUGUUAGGCGUAGACUUCAACAGAGAAGACAGAGUCGUUAUAAAAGAUUAACGGGAAGUGAUGAAUCUAAAGAGGCUGGAAGAAGUGGAAGUGUGGUUGAGAAGAAUGAAGGUGUUGGGAAGGAAGAAGGGAGGAAGAUGGAAGGAAAGGAGGAAGAGGUGAAGAGAAGGAAGAAUUUUGAAGUAGAAGAGGGGGAUGAAGAGAUGGAAGAGGAUGAUGAAGAAGAGAAGAGAAAGAGAGAAGAAGAGAAGGAAAAAGAUGGAAGGGAAGAAGAUAGAAGGAAGAAUAUGAAGGGGAGGAUGAAGGAAGUGGAGGGGGAAGAGGAAAUAAAGAAGAAAUUGGAAGAGGGAAGGCUGAGGCAAGAAGAAGAGGGAAAAACGAAGGAAGAGAGAAUGAUGAACAAGCUUGUAGCCUUAAAAAUUGAAAAUGGGGAAGAGGAAGAAGAGGAAGAAAGCGAUGAAGAAGAAAAUGGAAGGAAAGAAGAAAGAGGAGAUGUACAAAGUGAAGAUCUUCCAUAUUCAGAAGAAGAGUUGUCUGUUGAUUUUAGAAGGGGUUUGGGCGAUUCAGAAGAAGAGGAUGUAGAAGAAAAUGAAAAAGAAUUAUCCUCAGAUGACAGAAUAGAAUAUAAAAAUAACAAAGAUAAUCUUGAGAGAAGAGAAAGGAAUGAUCAGAUGAUUGUGAGGUGUUAG